Molecule: messenger RNA, 723 nt
Organism: Cyphellophora europaea CBS 101466
Lineage: Eukaryota; Fungi; Ascomycota; Eurotiomycetes; Chaetothyriales; Cyphellophoraceae
Exons: 1
Coding region: 1-723 (240 amino acids)
Source: RefSeq, a predicted model, not a curated record
AUGAUAAAUGCCAGUGAGCAGAAACGCAGCCCCCCCUAUCAGCACCCACUCGUCCGGCCAAGCAGCAGCAGCACUUUUCCAUCCUCUACGACUGUGCCGUCGCAGCAGAUUCCACCUCCAGUGACCUUCGACCAGAUCCUGCCUGCCUCAAAGCCUUCGAGUAGUCAACCUGGAACUCCAGAUAAGCCAGGACUACUCAACACUCUUGCUCCUCAGCCUACAAACACUCAGCCAGAUCCACCUCAUGAGUCCCGCACUGCCCGCUUCCUCGCUCGAUUCCGCGCAAAAAGCGUGGAUCCGGUCGAAGACAGCGAAAGACAGCCUUCUACUUCCAAGCAUCCCACUCGCGACCGGCGCGCCCGCAAGGAACUCCGCACAGCUUCGCGUGAACGCGUUCAGCGGUACAAGGCUGAUAAGAAAGAGGCGCAGCGUCAUGAGAAGGCUAGAACGCAGUGGCUGGGUGGUCUGGCAUGGGGCUUUGAUCCUACUGCGGGUAAAGGUCCAGACCCGAGACACGUGGAUGACAACCGAGUUUCCUGUUCUUCCGCUUCGUCCUCAGCCAGGGGUGAUAGAGGCAGAGCUCGAGAACGUGACAGCGUUGGAGGUCCCGGUAUCAAAGACCAAGACAGUGAGUGGGGCACCGAAGCUGGAGGUCCGGGCAAAGAUGCCACAUAUUGGUACGGUUUGAAGCCGAAGCACCGUGAAUGUACUCAGCGAGGGUAG